GUCAGCCAUCUUUCAAUUGUGUUCGCAGCCGCCGCCGUACCGCCGUCGCUCUCCGAAGCCAGCGCCGCCGAGCUCCAGCCGACGAAGGGGGGGGUAAGUAAGUGAAGAGGUGUUUAUACCAUGGCUCGUACAAAGCAGACCGCCCGCAAAUCAACCGGUGGGAAAGCACCCAGGAAGCAGCUCGCGACAAAAGCCGCUCGCAAGAGCGCGCCCUCUACUGGCGGGGUGAAGAAGCCGCAUCGUUACAGGCCUGGUACUGUGGCACUCCGUGAAAUCAGGCGUUAUCAGAAGUCCACUGAACUCCUGAUUCGAAAACUUCCCUUCCAGCGUCUGGUGCGAGAAAUUGCUCAGGACUUCAAAACAGAUCUGCGCUUUCAGAGCGCAGCCAUUGGUGCUUUGCAGGAGGCAAGUGAGGCCUAUCUGGUUGGCCUCUUUGAAGACACCAACCUGUGUGCCAUCCAUGCCAAACGUGUAACAAUAAUGCCAAAAGACAUCCAGCUAGCACGCCGCAUACGUGGAGAGCGUGCUUAAGAAUCCAUUAGGAUGGGAAACAUUUCAUUCUUUUAAAAAAAAAAAAUCUCUUCUUCCUGUUAUUGGUAGUUCUUGAACGUUAGAUAAUUUUUUUCCAUGGGGUCAAAAGGUACCUAAGUAUAUGAUUGUGAAUGGAAACAUAGGGGGCAGAAAUCAGGGAUUGGCAGUUUUUCCAUUUUCAUUUGUGUGUGAAUUUCUAAUAUAAAUGUGGGGAUAUAAAGCAUUACUGCAAGUCAGAAAAAAAAUGUUUCCGUAAACAAGUUUCAGCAGUUCAACUUUGUAACAAUUAUAAAUAAACCUGUUAAAUUUUUCUGGACAAUGCCAGCAUUUGGAUUUUUUUAAAACAAGUAAAUUUCUUAUUGAUGGCGACUAAAUAGUGUUUGUAGCAUUUUUAUCAUACAGUAGAUCCAUCCAUUCACUAUACUUUUCUAACUGAGUUGUCCUACAUGCAAGUACAUGUUUUUAAUGUUGUCUGUCUUCUGUGCUGUUCUGUAAGUUUGCUAUUAAAAUACAUUAAACUAUA
This is a messenger RNA of Elephantulus edwardii (Cape elephant shrew), 1054 nucleotides long. RefSeq names its product histone H3.3-like. Gene Ontology annotation, molecular function: DNA binding; structural constituent of chromatin; protein heterodimerization activity. Lineage: Eukaryota; Metazoa; Chordata; Mammalia; Macroscelidea; Macroscelididae. The record is from RefSeq and is a predicted model, not a curated record. Bases 121 to 531 code for a protein of 136 amino acids. Gene Ontology annotation, cellular component: nucleosome. The transcript is spliced from 4 exons.